Molecule: messenger RNA, 3295 nt
Organism: Rana temporaria (common frog)
Lineage: Eukaryota; Metazoa; Chordata; Amphibia; Anura; Ranidae
Product: oocyte zinc finger protein XlCOF7.1-like
Exons: 4
Coding region: 91-3279 (1062 amino acids)
Biological process (GO): regulation of transcription by RNA polymerase II
Cellular component (GO): nucleus
Molecular function (GO): RNA polymerase II cis-regulatory region sequence-specific DNA binding; DNA-binding transcription activator activity, RNA polymerase II-specific
Source: RefSeq, a predicted model, not a curated record
AAUUCCACACAGGAAGGUCACACCAUCCCCCACCAUCAUCAGGGAGAAGAACAAAUUGAUAUUAAAGUUGAGAUAAAAGAAGAAGUGGAGAUGUAUGUGAUUGGUGAGCAGCAUCCUACGGAGGAGAAUAAAAUAAAGGUGGUGAUUAAACAGGAUGAAUCUUCCCUAGAUAGUGACAAAGAUGAAUGUGAUGAGCUCCUCUGUGCGGGAGACGUUCUUCUAUCCCUGGAUUAUAAUACAGAAGAUGAUGACGACAAUUUACAGUUUUCAACAGAAUCAGAUAUACACCAAAGGCUUUCCUGUGGAGAUAUACCGAUGGAUUCCACUUCCUCUGACUCACGUACUUUUACCAACAUUGUCCAUACAAGUCCUCAAGGUGCAGAAAGAUCUUCUGAUCCUUCUAAUCACCUCGGAACCUCCUCAAGAGAUUUAGAAAAUGUUCUACCAAGAAAUUAUAACAUGUCCAUAUCUUCUGACCCUUCUUCUCUCACGGGAAUCUCCUCUAGGGGUUUAGAAACUGUUCUACCGAGAGAUGAGAACAUAUCCAUAUCUUCGGAUCCUUCUUCUCUCCUGGGAACCUCCAGGUAUCUAGAAACUGUUCUACCAAGAGAUGAGAACAUAUGCAUCUCUUCUGAUCCUUCUCUCCCAGGAACGUCCUCCAGGUAUCUAGAAACUGUUCUACCAAGAGAUGAGAACAUCUCCAUAUCUUCGCAUCCUUCUCUCCCAAGAACCUCCUCCAGGUAUUUAGAAACUGGUUUACAAAGAGAUGAGAACAUCUCCGUAUCUUCGGAUCCUUCUCUCUCAAGAACCUUCUCCAGGUAUUUAGAAACUGGUUUACCAAGAGAUGAGAACAUCUCCGUAUCUUCGGAUCCUUCUUCUCUCCCUGGAACCUCCUCCAGGUAUCUAGAAACUGGUUUACCAAGAGAUGAGAACAUCUCCGUAUCUUCGAAUCCUUCUCUCUCAAGAACCUUCUCCAGGUAUUUAGAAACUGGUUUACCAAGAGAUGAGAACAUCUCCGUAUCUUCGGAUCCUUCUUCUCUCCCAGGAACCUCCUACAGGUAUCAAAACUUAUCCAUAUCUUCUGGUCCUUCUUCUCUCCCGGGAACCUCCUUCAGGUAUCUAGAAACUGUUCUACCAAGAAAUGAGAACAUCUCCAUAUCUUCGGAUCCAUCUUCUCUCCCAGGAACCUCCUACAGGUAUCAAAACUUAUCCAUAUCUUCUGGUCCUUCUUCUCUCCCGGGAACCUCCUUCAGGUAUCUAGAAACUGUUCCACCAAGAGAUGAUAACAUCUCUGUAUCCUCGAAUCAUUCUCUCCCAAGAACCUCCUCCAGGUAUCUAGAAACUGUUCCACCAAGAGAUGAGAACAUCUCUGUAUCCUCGAAUCCUUCUCUCCCAAGAACCUCCUUCAGGUAUUUAGAAACUGUUUUACCAAGAAAUGAGAACAUCUCCAUAUCUUCGGAUCCUUCUUCUCUCCCGGGAACCUCCUCCAGGUAUCUAGAAACUGUUCCACCAAGAGAUGAGAACAAUUCCAUAUCGUCUGAUCCUUCUUCUCUCCCGGGAACCUCCUCCAGCUAUUUAGAAACUGUUCUACCAAGAGAUGAGAACAUCUCCAUAACGUCUGAUCCUUCUUCUCUCCUGGGAACCUCCUCCAGGUAUCUAGAAACUGUUCUACCAAGAGAUGAGAACCUCUCCAUAUCUCCUAACGUUGAUAAAGGUUCAAUAUUAGAAUCACCUCUUGUAGACUGUAGAUCAAAAACACAAGAGCGUCCAUUUCCAUGUGCUGAGUGUGGUAAAGGCUUUUCUCAGAAAACAGACCUCCUUCGUCAUCAGAGAACCCACACGGGCGAGCGUCCUUUUUCAUGUCCGGAGUGCGGGAAGAGUUUCACUUGUAAAAAGGUGCUUCUUGCGCAUGAGAGGGGCCACACAGGCGAGCGUCCUUUUACCUGCCCGGAGUGCUGGAAGUGUUUCAUACGGAAAGGAGACCUUCUUAGGCACCUGAGAAGUCACACAGGCGAGCGUCCUUAUACUUGCCCCGAGUGCGGGAAAUGUUUCGCUCAGAAAGGAGAACUACUUGCUCAUCAGAGAAUUCACACUGGCGAGCGUCCUUAUUCGUGCUCACAGUGCGGGAAACGUUUUACUCAGAAGGGAAUACUUGUCGCACACCAAAGAAGUCACGUAGGCGAGCGUCCUUUUUCUUGCCCAGACUGUGGGAAGACUUUCACUCAGAAAGGAGGUCUUCUUAGACACCAAAGAAUCCACACAGGAGAGCGUCCGUUUUCCUGUUCAGAGUGCGGGAAGUCUUUCUUUCAAAAAGGAGAGCUUCUCACACACCAGAGAGUUCACACGGGCGAGCGCCCUUUUUCCUGUUCAGAGUGCGGGAAAUGUUUUACGCAGAAAGGGGUGCUCAUUGCACACCAGAGAAGCCACAUGGGUGAACGACCGUUUUCCUGUUCGGAGUGUGGGAAAUGUUUCACUCAAAAGGGACAUCUUCUUUCACACCAGAGAAGUCACACAGGGGAGCGGCCUUUUUCAUGUAUCGAGUGCGGGAAAUGUUUCACACGGAAGGGGUAUCUUCUGAAGCACCAGAUCAUUCACAUGAGCGAGCAUCCUUUUAUAUGUUCGGAGAGUGGUAAGUAUUUGCUUCCGGGAGGGGAACUUCUCGUGCAGCAAAACAGACAAACAAAAGAGCGCCCUUUUUCCUGUCUAGAGUGCGGGAAACGCUUCACUCACAAAGGAGUACUUAUUGCACACCAGAGGAGUCACACGGGCGAGCGCCCCUUUUCCUGUUCCGAGUGCGGGAAAUGUUUUACACAAAAAGGACAUCUCCUCUCACACCAGAAAAGUCACACGGGGGAGCGUCCUUUUUCCUGUUUGGAGUGCGGUAAGUGUUUCAUACGGAAAGAAGCUCUUUUCAGACACCAGAGAAGCCACACGGGCGAGCGCCCGUUUUCCUGCCCGGAGUGUGGGAAGUGUUUCUUACGGAAAGCGCAUCUUGUGGCGCACCAGAGGAGCCACACAGGCGAGCGUCCUUAUUCCUGUACGGACUGCGGGAAAAGUUUCCUGGAGAAAAGAAAACUUCUUGUGCACAUGAGAGUUCACACGGGCGAGCAUCCUUUUUCAUGCAUGGAGUGCGGGAAAUGUUUCAUGUUGAAGUCACAUCUAAUUACACAUCGGAGGAACCCUUGUCAGAUGACACCUGCAACCAACGUGUGUGGUGUGGUGUCCCCACAGGAACUUAAUAUCGACUUGGGUUUGAGUUGUGUUAUUAAGGAUGAAUAAAUAUCUAUUAUAUGGA